Molecule: messenger RNA, 1691 nt
Organism: Triticum aestivum (bread wheat)
Lineage: Eukaryota; Viridiplantae; Streptophyta; Magnoliopsida; Poales; Poaceae
Product: GDSL esterase/lipase At5g03610
Exons: 4
Coding region: 179-1297 (372 amino acids)
Molecular function (GO): hydrolase activity, acting on ester bonds
Source: RefSeq, a predicted model, not a curated record
UCGCAGCGGCCGGAGAUGUAUGGCGUACCUACGCCGAGUAUAAAGCAUCCCGGCACCGGCCCAUCAGUCACAGCACAAACAGCGCCAUCACUCACAGCACAGGGCAUCAGACAGACAGGCGCGAACGAAACGGUCGAGGCCGGCCACAUACCACACCCCCACGGCGCGCCGCGCGGACAUGGAUCACCGCCGGAGCCGCCCGCCGUCGGCGGCCCCCGCCGGAGCACUUCUCUUGAUGCUGUCUCCAGCCACGGCGGUGGACGGCUGCCCCGCCGGCGGCGAGCGGGCGAGCAAGCAGCAGGGGAGGAGCGGUCGUCGUCAUCACCGGAGGCAUGAGGUGGAGGAGCAGCUGUGGGUGUUCGGCGACUCGUACGCGGACACGGGCAACCUGGGGAACCUGGGGCGGGAGCUGACCCACGCCUGGUACGACCCUUACGGCAAGACCUUCCCGCGCCGCCCCGCCGGCCGCUUCUCCGACGGCCGGGUCCUCACCGACUUCGUCGCUUCGGCGCUGGGGAUGCGGACGCCGGUGGCCUACAAGGCGCGGUGGCGGGCGUCGCGGGAGGCCCUAGCGCGCGGCAUGAACUUUGCCGUCGGCGGCGCCGGCGUGCUCGACACCGGCAACUUCCAGCGCAACAUCAGCGCCCAGAUCGACCUCUUCCAGGCCAUUCACCGCACCCAGCAGCGGGGCUGCGCCAAGCGGACGGCGCUCGUCGUCGUCUCCGGCAACGACUACGCCUACGCCGCCGACAAGGACAACGGCACCAGCGCGGCGAUCGCCUACAUCCCGACGGUGGUGCGGGAGCUCCGGGGGCAGCUCCGGCGGCUGGGCGACGAGGCAGGGAUGCGGAGGGUGGUGGUGACCAACCUGCACCCCAUGGGCUGCACGCCCGUCUUCACCCGCCCGCUCAACUACACCGGCUGCGACCCGCUGGCCAACGCCGGCGCCGCCCAGCACAACGCCGCCCUCUCGUCGGUCCUCGCCACCCUCGACCCCAACAACCGCACCUUCCUCCUCCUCGACGUCCACACCCCCUUCGCCGCCUUCCUCCUCAACGACGACAACAAUGGCGGCAAUGGCAACAAGAAGUUCAAGAGCACGCUGCGGCCGUGCUGCGAGAGCUUCAGGCCAGACGGCUACUGCGGCGAGGAGGACGAGAACGGCACGCGGCAGUACACCCUCUGCGACGACCCCGGCCGCUACUUCUACUGGGACGACGUGCACCAGACGCAGCUCGCCUGGGCCGCCGUGGCGCGCACCUUCAGGGCCGCCGUCAAGAGCUUCCUCUCCAUUUGACCUGACCCGAAGUUCAAACAUGAAACGAAGAUGGCCAUAUAUGCAUGGUUCAUUUGGAUGCAGCGCCGGCAGUCAGGACUAACCAACACGUAACGUGCCCUUUAGCUUGUACAAUGCUAGGUGCUUAGGGAGUUGUUUAGAAUAAUAAACCGGAUUUUUCUUAAGCACCAGUGCCUAUUUCUACAGGAGAGACGCCUAAUUAAAUGUCUACCCUAUACAAAAUAAGUACUGGUGCUUAAGAAAAAUCUGGUUUAUUUUUUCAAACAUCUCUAGUAAGCACCUUGCAUUGUACAAGGCCAAAAGGUAGCAACUGACAAACUGGAGCUAGUUUCUUUACUGUUACAGUUACCACAAAGUGUAUAAUAUUGGAUGAUUUAUUGAAAACAUCAAUUUC